This is a messenger RNA of Brassicogethes aeneus, 1969 nucleotides long. The record is from the annotation of a GenBank genome assembly. NCBI's taxonomy places the organism in Eukaryota, Metazoa, Arthropoda, Insecta, Coleoptera, Nitidulidae.
CUGGUAUCGGCAAAGUAGUAUUAGUUUGUGUUUCACAUAUCUGUAAUACAACGGAAACCCUAUAAAAAUGAUAUCCAAUACUUUAGGGCUAUGGCUUCUGGUCACAUUUGCUGUAGCCAACUGCAAACUAAGCGAAAAUCAAAUGAAAAUGUUUUUAGCCAAUUCAUACGAAAAACAAACGAGCGAUUCUUGUUAUAAAUUAAACGAUGUUACAUUUGCUUUCAACACUGAUAUCAGAAAUAAGCAAAAAGAACAAUUUUUGCUUAAUACAACCUUAAAGGAGGCAAAAUUAAGCAAAGAAAUAUGGGAAAAAUAUUUUAAAGAUGUCAAUCCUGAGGAAUAUAAAGAUCCAAUUUUAAGAAGGGAAUUAAAGAAACUAGUAAUUAUUGGGGAUGCUGCCUUGGAACCAAGUAAAUUAGAAAAGUUAACAAACGCUGUGAAUAAAAUGACAUCGAUAUACAGUACAGCCAAAAUAUGUCCAUAUGAGAAACAAAAAUGUGAUUUAGAUAAGGAAGGGCUAAAUUUAGAACCAGGCAUUGAAAAAAUUAUGAGCAAAUCUAGAAACUACGAUGAACUGGUUUAUGCCUGGAAAGGUUGGAGGAAUAAUUCCGGUGCCAAAAUGAGGAAUAUAUUUAAGGAUUAUGUUAGACUAUCUAACGAAGCAGCCAGGCUAAACAAAUUCAGUGACAAUGGAGCGUUGUGGAGAUACGCAUAUGAAGACGAAAACCUUAUAGCAAAUAUGGACGAGCUCUGGGCUCAAGUGGAACCAUUAUAUGACGAAUUACACAAAUACGUCGGUCGUAAACUGAAGUGUCGUUACGGCAACAAACUGGACUUGAACGAUGGCCUUCUUCCCGCCCAUCUUUUUGGUAACAUGUGGGCUCAAACCUGGAACAACAUCGCCGAAUUAGUUCUACCUUUUCCCGACGCUCCAAGCAUUGAUGUGGAAGAUGGAUUCAAGAAACAGAACUACACGGUUUUAAAGAUGUUUGAAACUUCCGAUCAGUUUUUUAAAUCAUUAGGUUUAAUUUCCAACGCAGUGUGUUAUGAUGUCAGCAAGGGAGCCAUGAUUGAAAAACCGACUGAUGGUAGAGAAGUUCUUUGUCAUGCUAGUGCCUGGGACUUUUGCGAUGGCAAGACCUACAGGAUAAAAAUGUGCACGGAAAUUAACUUGGAAACCUUCCUUGUAGUGCACCACGAGAUGGGUCACAUAGAAUAUUUCCAACUUUAUAAAGAUCAAUCAAUUUCAUUCCGUGAAGGUGCAAAUCCCGGAUUCCAUGAAGCAGUGGGCGACACCAUAUCUCUUUCAGUCUCAACUCCAAAACAUCUUCACAAAAUUAAUCUUUUGGAAAAAUAUAUAAGAAACGAAAAGACCAGUUUAAAUGCGUUAAUGUUGAAAGCUUUGGAUAAGGUUGCUUUCUUGCCAUUUGGACUGUUAAUUGACAAAUGGCGUUGGGAUGUUUUCAACGCAUCUAUACCAGAGGAUAAAUGGAAUGCCCAUUGGUGGGAAUUAAGAAACAAAUAUCAAAAAAUAAAGGCUCCUAUCGAAAGAUCCGAAAAAGAUUUUGAUCCUGGCGCAAAAUAUCACGUUGCAGGCGACAGUCAAUACAUCGCGUAUUUUAUAGCCCACAUUUUGCAAUUUCAGUUCUACAAAAGCCUUUGUAUGGCAGCCGGUGAAUACAAUCCAAAUAACAAAACCAUUCCCUUAAGUGAAUGUGAUUUUUACGAAUCAAAAGCCGCAGGAAAAAUAUUAAGAGAUGGAUUAUCACUGGGUCACAGCAAACAUUGGAGCGAAGUUUUGGAAAUAAUGACCGGAGACAAAAAACUCAAUGCUCAACCAUUAGUGGAAUAUUUUGAACCUCUUUAUGAAUACUUAAAGAAAGAAAAUAAUAGGAUUUAAAACAAUUUGACAGGCUAAUAAUGUACUUACUAUAAAUACUAAUAAAUACUUAGGUAUUGCAAAACAAAU